Messenger RNA from Rana temporaria (common frog), 978 nucleotides. Its product is annotated as cornifelin homolog B-like. NCBI's taxonomy places the organism in Eukaryota, Metazoa, Chordata, Amphibia, Anura, Ranidae. Gene Ontology annotation, cellular component: cornified envelope. The coding region runs from base 195 to 527 and encodes 110 amino acids. The transcript is spliced from 4 exons. The record is from RefSeq and is a predicted model, not a curated record.
GCAGCACCCUGCAAGUAAUAAAGAGAGGUGGAUAGGAAUGGUGACAGGGGAGCAGCUGUCAUAAAGAAAGGAGGUGGUGGAGACCUGCUGUACCCUCCCAGAUUCGGCUCAGUGGUGAUGUAUAAAUACCCAACUCAAGGAAGAUUUGUCAUUCAGAAUCUUUGUUUCAAGACAUCGCUGCAGAACAGGUCACAAUGUCUUACCCAAUGACCUCCCAGCCGCAGGCAAUACAGGGCUACCCUGCCAGUAAAAGCGAAUGGAACUCCAAAGUUAUGGACUGCUGUGAAGACAUUGGCGUCUGUCUUUGCGGAGCGUUUGUCCCCUGCAUUCUGGCGUGCAGAGUAGCCUCAGACUACGGAGAGUGCUGCUGCCUGCCGUGUUUAGGAGGCGCCAUACUGGCCAUGCGCACUGGCAUAAGGGAGCGCCACCACAUCCCGGGAAGUAUCUGCAAUGACUGCGUGUGCCUCACCUUCUGCGGGCCGUGUACCCUCUGUCAGAUGGCGCGGGAGCUGAAGGCCCGGAACUGAUGAAUCAUUAACAGGGCGGCGUCAUGGCGCUCAUCCACGGACUGUUUUUACUUUUAAUGGAACCUCAUUGAAGGAGGAGAGGUUACCACGUCUAUUGACCCCCCUUCCCAACCCACAUCUGUCAGCACUACAAGAAGAACUGUGAUUCUGCACUGACCUUCUAUUAUUCCAUAGAAAGUGUGAAAGCACUGAGAGCUUGUAGUUGAAAACUGCAUUUGAAAUGUUUUAUUUAUUCCCCCAUAUAAAUGGCAGUUCCAAUAUUUCAUGCUGUAAUGCAUGGGUGCUCAACCUGUGGCCCUCCAGCUGUUGCAGAACUACUGUGAUAAGAUAGGAGCACAGACAGGGCACACAGAGGUAGAUCACACAAAACCACACUGGACAGUGGCAGCUGGUGUUCAAAAUGUGCCCAUCAAUGGCUGCCACUGUGCCCAUCAAUGGCCACCACUGUGCC